Molecule: messenger RNA, 1695 nt
Organism: Tachysurus vachellii
Lineage: Eukaryota; Metazoa; Chordata; Actinopteri; Siluriformes; Bagridae
Gene: cdk10
Product: cyclin dependent kinase 10
Exons: 13
Coding region: 41-1141 (366 amino acids)
Biological process (GO): regulation of mitotic cell cycle; protein phosphorylation
Cellular component (GO): nucleus
Molecular function (GO): ATP binding; cyclin-dependent protein serine/threonine kinase activity
Source: RefSeq, a predicted model, not a curated record
CUCUGUGCUGCACUGUGUAUUCAGACUGUGUGUUUAUCAGAUGGAGAACGCGGUGGAUCCUGAAGUGAAGCUCAUCAGGCUGAAAUCUCUCAAAACCAACCGGAGCUGUACUGUUCCUUACUCCGAGCAGUUGGGGAACUGCAGGAGUGUCAAAGAGUUUGAGAAACUGAACCGCAUUGGAGAGGGAACAUACGGCAUCGUGUACAGAGCCCGUGACACACGCACACAUGAAAUUGUUGCCCUUAAGAAAGUGCGUAUGGAUAAAGAGAAGGACGGGAUCCCUAUCAGCAGUCUGAGAGAGAUCACGCUCCUCAUCAGGCUCAGACACCCGAAUAUUGUGGAGCUGAAGGAGGUGGUGGUGGGGAGCCAGUUAGAGAGCUUGUUCCUGGUGAUGAGUUACUGUGAGCAGGACUUGGCCAGCCUCCUGGAGAACAUGCAGUCUCCUUUCUCAGAGGCACAGGUGAAGUGUAUUGUUCUGCAGCUGCUCAGGGGUCUGGUGUAUCUCCAUCACAACUUCAUCCUGCACAGGGAUCUGAAGGUGUCCAAUCUUCUGAUGACAGAUAAAGGAUGUGUGAAGAUUGCGGAUUUUGGCCUGGCACGUGUGUAUGGAGUCCCUCAGCAGCCCAUGACCCCUAAAGUAGUGACCCUGUGGUACAGAGCACCUGAGCUCCUUCUGGGCACCAAGACACAGACCACAGCACUGGACAUGUGGGCAGUAGGAUGUAUCCUGGCUGAACUCCUGGCCCAUAAGCCCUUGUUGCCAGGCAGUUCAGAGAUCCAGCAGUUGGAUCUGAUUGUGCAGCUGUUGGGAACCCCUAAUGAGAACAUCUGGCCGGGUUUCUCAUGUCUCCCCCUGGUGGGUCAGUACAGUUUGAGGAAACAACCAUACAACAACCUAAAGAACAAAUUCACCUGGCUUUCAGAGGCUGGACUUCGCCUCCUCAACUUGCUCUUUAUGUACAACCCCCAACGCAGGGCCUCAGCCAAGGACUGCUUGGAGAGUUCGUAUUUCAAAGAGAAACCACUGCCUUGUGAACCAGAGCUCAUGCCCACCUUCCCUCACCAUCGGAACAAAAGGGUGGGGCCAAUAGCCGAGAGCCAAUCAAAACGGAGCAAACCGGGCCACUCCCUUGCAUCCUGAUCCUGGACACCUGAUCACAAAAGAACUGUAGUCGUGUAGCCAGGAACCAAUCAGAAUGAAGCACCUUCUCAGUCUUAACAGCCCAUCAAAAGGAAGUCAGGUGUGAUAACAUGCCUUAGAUAUUAGAGCUUGUACAGCACACCUGAGACAGGUAACACACACGACUGCGAAAAGUCAAGAAGGUGUGUGUGUGUGUGAGUUUCUGAUGAGAUCAGUAUCUACACGUGUGUUACUGAGUAUUAGUGCUGACUGUGUACUGAGACAGUUACCUAUAAUAAUAAUGUGAUGUUCACAGUGUGUCUCAGUUUGUGCUCCAGUGUAUGAAGAUGUUUCACCUGGUGAUCAGGAGCUCGUGUGUGUUUAAAACAAGCUGAUGGAAUUUUCUUUGUUUAUUUUUCAGUAAAAUCAGAUUUUUUUUUUCUCUCCUUCACAUUUCUUAAGGAAUUUUGAGGAAAAGAUAUGUGAUAGUUAUCUAACCCAAGCUUAACUCCGCCCACCCUAACAAACACAGUUAAAUGUAAUGUGUUAAUAAAUAAUAAACAGAUGAUUAUUUA